Molecule: messenger RNA, 1287 nt
Organism: Psammomys obesus (fat sand rat)
Lineage: Eukaryota; Metazoa; Chordata; Mammalia; Rodentia; Muridae
Gene: Ccdc69
Product: coiled-coil domain containing 69
Exons: 7
Coding region: 47-640 (197 amino acids)
Cellular component (GO): cytoplasm; nucleus
Molecular function (GO): microtubule binding
Source: RefSeq, a predicted model, not a curated record
CGGUUGAGAGAGAGAGAGUCGCGGCCGGCGGGACGCACGGAGCAGGAUGGGCUGCAGGCACAGCCGACCCAGCCGCUGCAAGCGCGAGGAGAAGGUGGAAGAGACACAGACAGAACUCCUGGAGAUGCUAGACAAGGAGGGAAGGAUCCUGGAAGGAAGGCGUGAGGAAGCUGGGCAAGUCCCAAAGACAUCAAAUGCCUGGGAGAAAGACACACUCAGUGACUGUGUCCAAGAGGCCAAGGCUCCAGUGCAGAACACCUGUGGGACGCUGGCCUCACCAGAGGAGGCCAUCCAAGCUAAAGCGAACAAGGCGGACGGGUCCCUCCUUAGCCAGCUCUAUAAGAACCACAUCCAGGAUUAUGGGAGCCCCGGCCCAUUCUGGGAGCAAGAGCUGGAGAGUUUGCACCAUGUUAUUGAGAUGAAGAAUGAGCGAAUUCACGAGCUGGAGAAGCAGCUCUUCCUCCUGGAGAUGCUGAAAGAAAAAAACCUGAUAUUAGCACUGAAAAACACCACCCUGCGGCAGGAGGUUGAGGACCUACAAUUCCAAGCUGGGAACAGGCAGUUCCAGAAAGAUCUAAUUCAGGACCUCGAAAAGGAGUCACAGAAUGGCCACUGCGGCAGCAGACGGAGGAGCCACUAAACCAUCUGAGUCCCUGGGGCCAGGACCUCCUCCAUCUUAUCCUGCCCUCUGCCACACUGCAGAGGCCUCUGUCUUUGGUGUACAGGCGCAGGGCCUGAGUCCACCAUGGUUCUCAGACUCAACACUCCCUCCAAAGAUUCUGCGGAGAAGAGAGUAUGAGCCAUGCCAUUCUUCUCCCAGGAUGGAGAAGGUGGGAAGGAGAUGUGUGUAGCCGGCAAUGCUGUUGGGGAAGUUUGGACGACCAGGACCACCCUGAGAAAUGCCUUCCUGUAGGGAACAAGGAGGUAGAGUUAUCUUUCUCCCCUUUCCUCUGUCCCCAUGAGGGCAUUCAAAUCUUCUCCCACAGCAGCUGGAGCCACUUGUACCAUCUGACAAAGAGGGGACAGCCCCAAUCCCAGUUUCUGACAACUCAACUCACUGACCCAUCAAGUUUUUGUUACCACACCCCCAAGUCUCUCACUCAGAGAAAACCUGUAAAAGACAGACACAAUCUAGGAAAAAGGAGCCGAGUGGGGUCUCAACACAUAGCCUAACCUUGAACUCCACAUCGCUAUGCCUUAGCCCCCUGAGCACUGGGAACGUGGGCAUGUGCCACCCCAGCCAGCUGGAUAAAGGGUUGAGUCUGCCGUAGAGCUAAGCACUGUUAA